AUGAAGAAGAGGUGGUCUGCCUGCUGGAUGAAGAAAGAAGCUCUCGUGAAAGAGGAGGAAGAGGGGGCUGUUACAAUACAAAAACAAGUAGAGGUUGAGGCUGUUCCCGUGAAAGAAGAAGAGAAAGAGGUCCCAGUUAAAGAAGAGGAAGACUUGUUCAGAGUCAAAGAGGACGGCGACGUUUCAGUGAAAGAAGAGGAGGGGGAGGUGACUGUCUCAUCGAACAAUGAAGAAGAGGAGGAAACUGGAAUUCUGGGCCCGGUUUCCCAAACGCAUCUUAAGGCGUCCGAUGGUUCUAACGAUGAACGAGCCCUGAUUAACACUGGAGAGAGACGUGACAAUCCUGGAUCCUCUGGGGGGCCUCAACAACCUCAUGAUGCUGACAGGGCAGAGAAGAGUCUCUCCACUUCAAAACACCUCAAGAAACACCAGCAGCGACCCACAGGGAAGAAAUCUCAUUGCUGCUCUGACUGUGGGAAAGGUUGCAAAUCUUCAUCAGAACUUAAAGUACACCAGAGAACACACACAGGAGAGAAACCUUAUAGCUGUGGUCAAUGUGGGAGGAGUUUUACCACAUCUAGCGGCCUGACAUUACACCAGAGAACACACACAGGAGAGAAACCUUAUAGCUGUGGUCAAUGUGGGAGGACUUUUACUUCAUCUAGCGGUCUGACAUUACACCAGAGACAACACACAGGAGAGAAACCUUAUAGCUGUGAUCAAUGUGGGAGGAGUUUUGUUAAAUCUAGCCAUCUGACAGUACACCAGAGAACACACACAGGAGAGAAACCUUAUAGCUGUGAUCAAUGUGGGAGGAGUUUUGUUCAAGCUAGCCAUCUGACUCAGCACCAGAGAACACACACAGGAGAGAAACCUUAUAGCUGUGAUCAAUGUGGGAGGAGUUUUGUUAAAUCUAGCCAUCUGACUUCACACCAGAGAACACACACAGGAGAGAAGCCUUAUAGCUGUGAUCAAUGUGGGAAGAGAUACUCUGAAAAAAGAUCUCUGAUCAAACAUCAAAAAAUACAUACAUAA
Molecule: messenger RNA, 1035 nt
Organism: Oncorhynchus masou masou (cherry salmon)
Lineage: Eukaryota; Metazoa; Chordata; Actinopteri; Salmoniformes; Salmonidae
Product: zinc finger protein 239-like
Exons: 2
Coding region: 1-1035 (344 amino acids)
Biological process (GO): regulation of transcription by RNA polymerase II
Cellular component (GO): nucleoplasm
Molecular function (GO): DNA-binding transcription repressor activity, RNA polymerase II-specific; RNA polymerase II cis-regulatory region sequence-specific DNA binding
Source: RefSeq, a predicted model, not a curated record